Aspergillus eucalypticola CBS 122712 is the source of this 1897-nucleotide messenger RNA. RefSeq names its product MFS transporter. Bases 81 to 1727 code for a protein of 548 amino acids. The transcript has 2 exons. Gene Ontology annotation, molecular function: transmembrane transporter activity. The record is from RefSeq and is a predicted model, not a curated record. Lineage: Eukaryota; Fungi; Ascomycota; Eurotiomycetes; Eurotiales; Aspergillaceae. Gene Ontology annotation, biological process: transmembrane transport.
AUUUGACAAAGUUAGUUCCUCUACUACAAUUCAUAUCCUACACAGUGCUGGCCCUCGAAAAUCACCUAUAAAGGACCGAUAUGGUCGCAGAUAGCAGUAUACACCCGGCAGAUGUCAAGGAGUUGGGCCACCAGAGCUAUAUCCCAUUCUGGCAAUUAUUGAUCGACCAACAAAUCAUCACGAAAGAGGUACUGAACCACCGAUAUGAUGGCUCAGGGACUGAGGAUGACCCGUAUGUGGUGAACUGGUUGAGUAUCGACCCUCGGAAUCCGAUGCAGUUCAGCAUGGCAAGAAAGGCCGCCGCCACAUUUGCUACUGCUGUUGCGACCUUUGUUAUAUCAUUGACCUCUUCCGCAUACAGUGGUAGUAUGCAGGAAAUUGUUGAUGAGUUCAACGUUGGAAAAGAGGUCGCUACUCUCGGUCUGUCGCUAUUUGUUUUUGGAUUCGCCGUGGGACCAUUAGUAUGGGCGCCCCUAAGUGAGACCAUUGGUCGACAAAUUCCAUUUUUCGCAUCAUUUCUUAUCCUUGCUGCUUUUUCCGCGGGGUGCGCGGGUGCUCAUAAUAUUCAAACUUUGUUGAUUCUCCGAUUUUUCGGGGGCGCUUUUGGCUCUGCGCCUCUGACGAAUGCUGGCGGCGUUAUCUCGGAUAUGUUUGCUGCGAGGGAGCGAGGGCUGGCCAUGCUUUUAUUUGCAUCAACACCCUAUCUAGGACCCGCUCUCGGCCCUAUCAUAGGUGGCUUUCUUGGAAUGAAUGCGGGGUGGAGAUGGGUUGAGGGUUUUCUGGCUGCUUGUACAGGCAUGGCUUGGAUCCUUAUGGCGUUUCUUGUUCCCGAAACUUAUGCACCGGUCCUGCUGCGCAAACGAGCGGCAAAGCUAUCUCUCCUGACAGGGAACUGCUAUGAAAGUAAACUUGAUCUUGAGCGAGGGAAAACCUCUAUUGUCAAACGACUGAAGAUAGCUUUCUCCCGACCUUGGGUGCUUCUCUUCACAGAACCAAUUGUGCUUCUUCUUACCUUUUAUGCGGCACUUAUCUACGGGAUACUCUACAUGCUGUUUGAAGCACUUCCUAUAGUCUACCAAGAUAUCCGAGGAUGGAAUGCUGGUGUUGGUGGUCUUCCUUUCCUCGGGGUCAUGAUUGGUGUGUUAUGCGGCAGUGCCUAUACCGUACUCGAUAACAAGCGAUAUAUCAAGGCGCAGGAAAAACACAAUGGAGUUGCACCACCAGAAUCUCGUUUGCCUCCUUCUAUGGUCUCUGCCGUGACCAUCCCUAUUGGUCUCUUCUGGUUCGCAUGGACUAAUUCCCCGUCCAUCUACUGGUUGUGCAGCGUUGCAGCUCUGGUUCCUUUUGGCUUCGGGCUGCUCCUCAUCUACAUGGGAAUCGUCAAUUAUCUCAUCGACUCCUACACCAUCUACUCCGCAUCUGUCUUGGCAGGAAUGUCUGUAUUCAGAUACGCAUUUGGGGCGAUAUUCCCCUUAUUUAGUUCAUACAUGUACGAGGGUCUGGGUAUCCACUGGGCCUCGUGCAUACCGGCCUUUUUGUCGGUGUUAUGUAUGCCACUUCCUUUUCUUUUCUAUAAAUUCGGCGUACAAAUACGGCAGCGUUGCAAGUACGCCGCAUUGUCCCAGAAGCGUCUCGAGACAUUGAGGCAAGCGUCCCUAUCUGAAAAGGGGCCGGUUCAACCUAUUGACCAGGGAGCUGAGAAGCAUCAACAAGUUCUUAGUGCCUGAUUAGAACUGGUGCUCGACAACGUACGUAACCCACGAUUGCUCGACCAUCCUGUAUUCUCAUGCGAUUUUUAAGUUUUCAGAUGCCAGUAUUUACAUGAUUUGAGAGCUCCAAGUUGGAAACAUAGAUUUAAAUAUAUAGAGGAGUCUAUCAAGAAAGGUUUAGAUUUACA